Messenger RNA from Gadus chalcogrammus (walleye pollock), 2033 nucleotides. Its product is annotated as histone-binding protein RBBP7. The transcript is spliced from 12 exons. Gene Ontology annotation, molecular function: histone binding. Gene Ontology annotation, biological process: regulation of gene expression. The record is from RefSeq and is a predicted model, not a curated record. Bases 182 to 1465 code for a protein of 427 amino acids. NCBI's taxonomy places the organism in Eukaryota, Metazoa, Chordata, Actinopteri, Gadiformes, Gadidae. Gene Ontology annotation, cellular component: NuRD complex; ESC/E(Z) complex; nucleus.
GUUCCAUACACACGCAUGCGCAGUCAUCUAGUCCAAAUACGCGCUGAAAAGGAAAGGCGAGUUUUUACUACGAAACCAUCGAAGGAUAACUGGAUAAUUACGUUUUUAGCCCUUUUAUCUGGUUGUUACUUUGCUUUCGGGCAUCGUAAAGCACUCCCCAAACAGACGCUGAGCGAGGAACAUGGCGGAUAAAGAAGCAGUGUACGAUGAUGCGGUGGAGGAGAGGGUCAUCAACGAAGAGUACAAGAUAUGGAAGAAAAACACACCGUUCCUCUACGACCUGGUCAUGACGCAUGCGCUGGAGUGGCCCAGCCUCACCGUCCAAUGGCUGCCUGACGUCAACAGGCCGGAGGGGAAGGACUACGCAGUCCACAGGCUGGUUCUGGGGACCCACACAUCGGACGAGCAGAACCACCUGGUGAUCGCCAGCGUUCAGGUCCCCAACGACGACGCCCAGUUUGACGCGUCGCACUAUGACAGCGAGAAAGGAGCAGAAUUCGGUGGCUUUGGCUCGGUCAGCGGGAAGAUUGAGAUCGAGAUCAAGAUCAACCAUGAGGGCGAGGUGAACCGCGCCCGCUAUAUGCCCCAGAACCCCUGCAUCAUCGCCACCAAGACCCCCACCUCAGACGUGCUGGUCUUCGACUACACCAAGCACCCGUCCAAACCAGAUCCCAGUGGGGAGUGCAGCCCGGACCUCAGGCUCCGGGGCCAUCAGAAGGAGGGCUAUGGUCUGUCCUGGAACCCCAACCUCAGCGGGAAUCUGCUGAGUGCCUCUGACGACCAUACCAUCUGCCUGUGGGACAUCGGCGCCGGGCCCAAGGAGGGCAAGAUCGUGGACGCCAAGACCAUCUUCACGGGCCACACGGCGGUAGUGGAGGACGUCUCCUGGCACCUGCUGCACGAGUCGCUGUUCGGCUCGGUGGCUGACGACCAGAAGCUCAUGAUCUGGGACACGCGCUCAAACAACACCUCCAAGCCCAGCCACUCUGUGGACGCCCACACGGCGGAGGUCAACUGCCUGAGCUUCAACCCCUACAGCGAGUUCAUCCUCGCCACCGGAUCUGCCGACAAGACUGUGGCCCUGUGGGAUCUGAGGAACCUCAAGCUGAAGCUCCACUCCUUCGAGUCGCACAAAGACGAGAUCUUCCAGGUCCAGUGGUCCCCCCAUAACGAGACCAUCCUGGCGUCCAGUGGCACCGACAGGCGCCUCAACGUCUGGGACCUCAGUAAAAUUGGAGAGGAGCAGUCUGCCGAUGAUGCAGAGGAUGGACCUCCUGAGCUGCUGUUCAUCCACGGAGGUCACACGGCCAAGAUCUCCGACUUCUCCUGGAACCCCAACGAGCCCUGGGUGAUCUGCUCUGUGUCGGAGGACAACAUCAUGCAGGUUUGGCAGAUGGCGGAGAACAUCUACAACGAUGAGGAGCCGGACACCCCGGUGUCGGAGCUGGAGGGACAGGGGUCCUAACCCCGUCCCGGGGUCGGGAGCUUCCAGUCCAGACGCAAAUCACCCCUGCUUCUAGAAGGAUGUGUGAAUCGUAAUGAAUCUAGGGCACAUUUGGAAGAUGCCAUACCUUUCCCUUUUUUUUGUUGUUGCUUAUGUACAUACUGAGGGCGGCUUCCUCAAAAGCGCCUUGGAACGUUAAGUCAUCUACGUUGCCAGGGUGACCGGAGCACUAAAAAAAAUGCUUUUUUUGAAAACCAGACUGAUGAGCUUAACUUCCUUUUUAUACUCCCUUCAUAAUAUUCACCUUUCUUUUUUUUUUUUCCUUAUUUCCUUCCCUUUGGUGGGUGCAGCCACACGACGACCAGUUUCUCUUAACACCAUUUGUUGAUCCGUUGAAUGGUUAGCAUUUCAUACUAAUUUAAUGCCCCUGAGGUAGAUGCAUGUUUUGUAAAGGUUUCCAUUUACAGUGGUCGUGGCACAUUUUCCCCUGCAGCAUCUUUAUCAGUAUGGAUGCAUCGCAAUAAGAAACUAACUUUUAUUGUGAUUUAUAAAAGCUAUGUUUUUGUUGGACUAAACACUUGCUUUCUUA